Messenger RNA from Mangifera indica (mango), 877 nucleotides. Its product is annotated as ubiquitin-conjugating enzyme E2 7-like. Gene Ontology annotation, molecular function: ubiquitin conjugating enzyme activity. The transcript has a single exon. Lineage: Eukaryota; Viridiplantae; Streptophyta; Magnoliopsida; Sapindales; Anacardiaceae. The coding region runs from base 247 to 762 and encodes 171 amino acids. The record is from RefSeq and is a predicted model, not a curated record. Gene Ontology annotation, biological process: ubiquitin-dependent protein catabolic process; protein polyubiquitination.
UCCCAAGAAUACAGAAGGUUUCAAUUCCUAAAAUUAAAUGGAUUUCCAGAGCCCCACUUAGGAAAUUAUAAUUAUUAUUUUCCGUGCAGAACGCGCUUCUAUUGAAUUUUCCCUUUUUUAUUUUCCCAUAUGCUUUGGAUGUUCAUAUCGAUUUACUAUAAAUUAAGUGACAUUGUACCCUGACCCACGUCUUAUUUCAAGAAUUCUUCGGUGACCAAUUUCCUCAACUCUUAAUCGAUUCAUUCAAUGGCUUCGUCUCAAGCUAGUCUUCUUCUCCAGAAGCAACUGAAGGAUCUGAACAAGCACCCCGUUGAAGGUUUCUCCGCCGGCCUAUUGAACGAGAACAACAUGUUUGAAUGGAGCGUUCUGAUCAUGGGACCUCCUGGAACUUUGUACGAGGGAGGUUUCUUCAAUGCAAUCAUGAAAUUCCCUCCAAACUAUCCCUGCAGCCCUCCAACUGUGAGGUUCACUUCAGAAAUUUGGCAUCCGAAUAUUUACCCCGAUGGGAAAGUCUGUAUAUCGAUUCUUCAUGCACCUGGCGACGAUCCAAACGGCUAUGAAGUUGCAGCUGAGCGAUGGAGUGCAGUGCAUACUGUUGAGAGUAUUAUUUUGAGCAUAAUUGUGAUGCUUUCAAACCCUAAUGAUGAGUCUCCCGCCAACGUUGAUGCUGCAAAAGAGUGGAGAGAAAAUCGGGAGGAGUUUAAGAAGAAAGCUGCCCGCUGUGCUAGAAAAUCCGAGGAGUUGUUCCUUACUCAGUUAUAAUUUUUCUUAUGCUGUCAAAUUUCAGAAUUAGCAUCUAAUGUUUUCAAGAAUUUACCAAAUAUAUUUAAGAAAUAUUUAGUUAAUGGCAUUAAUAAAUUCCAUUAGUUUGGGUGAA